Helobdella robusta is the source of this 1167-nucleotide messenger RNA. RefSeq lists its product as hypothetical. Lineage: Eukaryota; Metazoa; Annelida; Clitellata; Rhynchobdellida; Glossiphoniidae. The transcript has 8 exons. Gene Ontology annotation, biological process: protein deubiquitination. The record is from RefSeq and is a predicted model, not a curated record. Gene Ontology annotation, molecular function: cysteine-type deubiquitinase activity. The annotation marks the transcript as partial.
AUGAAAAACGAAAAUGGAAAUAAUGAUUUUAAUUUAUCGGAACUUCACUCCCUGCUACCGCAAAUUAUAAAAAAGUCAUCCAACACUUCUUAUCACCGUCAUCGUGAUGGCCGUCUGGAGCAGACGAAGUUAGCUGGCCUGCCGAAUGAUUUGGGAAAUUCCUGCUAUAUCAAUUCAAUCGUCCAAUGUCUGAAUAAUUGUGAUCUUUUGGUAUGUUCGGCCUUAACUUCGAAACUAGAACAAAACGGUAUUUUUUGUUCAUCCAUAAAUGUAAAUAAUCACAGCCAGGAUAAUUCAAUUACAGAACAACUUUCGUGCCUAAUUCAAAGCCUCUGGUUAGGCAGAUGUAAUUUGGAAUUGUCAAAAAAAUUUAAGUCUUCAAUUGGCCGCAUUGAAAAGCAGUUUAGAGGUUCUACACAGCAAGAUGCCCAUGAGUUCCUACUCUGGUUGCUAGGUUAUGUUAAAGAUGAACUUUCCAAAGAAAAAGAUUUUUUAAAUUCUAAUGAAAAGCCUGCCAAAAAUAAACUACUAAAAUUAACAAAACCCACGCAAACAAACAACGUCAUCGACUAUUUAUUUCGAGCAUAUUACACGUCAACUUUAAAUUGUUUAAAAUGUGGCCAUCUCAGUUCUACCCUAGAUCCAUUUUUAACUAUUUCUCUGCCUAUUUCAAUGCCUUAUAUAACAUCAGUCAAAGUCCAUGUCAUUGUUGUUUAUCAUAGUAGUUGUUGUACACUGGAUGAUUGUUUCAAUGCCUUCACUCAAAAAGAACAGUUGAGUGAAGACAACGCUUGGUUCUGCGUCCACUGUGGCAAGAGGCAGAGGGAGACGACGAAAAAUAUACUGAUAUCAUCAUAUCCUAAUAUACUUGUGGUGCAUCUCAAGAGAUUUAAACAUGAUUCUUCAAGGAGGACCAAGCUUAACACGUUCGUUAGAUUCCCCAUUAAAAACCUCAAUCUGUCUGAUUAUAUCAGUGACGAUAGUGCUGACGAUCACACGUAUGAUUUGUUUGCUGUUUGCAAUCAUUACGGAUCAUUAACUGAUGGCCAUUAUACAGCCUUCUGCCUGAACCCACUAACAAAAGAGUGGUACCACUACAACGAUCUGCGCGUGACGAAGAUGACGGAGAACGAGGUCGUCACGACAAACGCCUACAUUCUAUUCUAC